UAAAGGGACGUGUCUCCAUAGGGGUGGAAAUUAGCCUACAAAAAGGUAGAGCACCAGACAAGACUUUUGCUGCUGUCAGAGAGAAGUGACCAAAGUGAAGGCAAUUUAGGCUUACCAGGAAUGUAAACAGUGGGGGGGAAAUACCAUCAAAACCAAAGAAGGUUUAACUGGAUUUGUUUCCUUCAUUGGCAUACACGUGGUGCUUCGGAUCAGGAAACCAUGAGGAGCUUUACUCAAAUGCUGGGAAACUGGAUUAGUUUUCCUUACUUGGAAGAAUACCUGAGCUCAGUGGCUCUCUCUUGGUGGUUUUGUAAUCUUCUGAUUUUGCCUUGUUCAAUAUUUAUAAUAAUAUAUUUGUUUGUCUGUGCUAUCUCAUUUGUGAUGUAUGUCCACAAGAAGAUGAAUAAUCAGCAAGAAACUGAUUUUGAUUCCAAAUGUUGGAAAAAGCCAAAGCAAGUUGCUUGUCAGAUUUUAGAUAUAUAUGGAAAGAUAUGGCAUGGUUAUGAAGUUUUUGGCAUGGAACAUCUCCCUAAAGGACCAGGGAUUGUUAUCUUUUAUCACCCAGUUUGUACUAUUGACUAUUUCUUGUUUGUCGCUAGACUUAAUAAGGAGACAGAGAGAGAGUGCUUUACAGUAGUUGAUCAUUUCAUAUAUCGGUUUCCAGGAUGGAAGACGACUUGUGAUGCCUGUGGGAUGAAAGAUUUCAAUAAAGCUGAAUCUGUGGAAAUUUUGAAGAAAGGCCAUUUACUGGGCAUUUCCCCUGGUGGAGCUAGAGAAGGAAACUUUAGUAAGGACUACAACAUAAUGUGGGGUAAACGCACAGGUUUCGCUCGGGUAGCUUUGGAGGCAAAAGUGCCCAUCAUCCCUAUAUUUACACAAAACAGUUGUGAAACAUACAGGAACAUUGGAAACACAAGGUUGACAAGAUGGUUAUAUGAGAAAACACGAAAUAUCUACCUUCCCAUGUAUGGAGGAUUUCCAGUGAAACUGAGAACAUAUAUUGGAGAACCCAUCCCAUAUGAUCCAAAUAUAACAGCUGCAGAGCUGGCUGAAAAAACAAAGACUGCAAUUGAAAAUCUUCGGGAUAAAUACCAAAAAAGGCCAGGAAGUAUAUUAAGAGCUCUUUCAGAACGAUUUGAUAAGCAUUACAAAGCUAACUAGUCCAUAUAAAACAGUUGCCAUGUUUCUGACAAGAUUUCUGUAAUAGGAACAUUAAUAAUUAUGGUAUUAAAGCUAAAUACACAGAA
Molecule: messenger RNA, 1247 nt
Organism: Lacerta agilis (Sand lizard)
Lineage: Eukaryota; Metazoa; Chordata; Lepidosauria; Squamata; Lacertidae
Product: transmembrane protein 68-like
Exons: 7
Coding region: 220-1161 (313 amino acids)
Cellular component (GO): membrane
Molecular function (GO): acyltransferase activity
Source: RefSeq, a predicted model, not a curated record